Molecule: messenger RNA, 2733 nt
Organism: Erpetoichthys calabaricus (reedfish)
Lineage: Eukaryota; Metazoa; Chordata; Cladistia; Polypteriformes; Polypteridae
Gene: rfwd3
Product: ring finger and WD repeat domain 3
Exons: 13
Coding region: 208-2355 (715 amino acids)
Biological process (GO): interstrand cross-link repair; protein ubiquitination; double-strand break repair via homologous recombination
Cellular component (GO): nucleus; site of double-strand break
Molecular function (GO): ubiquitin protein ligase activity; protein binding
Source: RefSeq, a predicted model, not a curated record
CGUAAAAGGGGAGGGUCCGCCAAUGAUGGCGGGGAGAUUCAGUUCUACGGAGACUUUGUUUCUAGUAAAAUCAUUCCGUGUAUUUGUUGUCCAGGAGGAUUUAUUAACAAAAAAAUAGUAUGGACAAGCAUUAUUAGACGGUUGGUGUUAACAGACGUCAAGGAGUGUUGUACAGCAAUGAUCAGCAGCUCGGUUUAAACUCACAUAAUGGAUGUGAUGGAUUUGGACCUACAGGUGGGAGACAUGGAAGCUCUGAGAAAUUCUACUAACACAAUCCCAACGCUGCAAAAUAAUAAUCCUGAUCCAAUAACUGUUACAAUGGAGGAAGAGGAGAACCCACGUCAUCAUUCUCAUCAGUUUAUUGUGGAACAUGAUCUGCAUAACAAUUUGUCAGAAAAUACAGGUAGAAGUAGGCUUCUUUUGCGACACAGCCAAACCACACGUACUUUCAGUAGGUCAAGAAGGCUGCUGACACAGAGAAGAACAAGACAAAAUUCCAGCCUGGAGAGCUUUUUCCUUCCAGUUCAGAGUCAGGCAGUAGAGCUUCCAACUUCUGGCUCCCUUUUACACAUAAUGGUGAAUACUGCAACUGUGAGUGUUACUGAUCCUGGAUCUGGCAAUACAACAGAGCACAGUGACUCCGAUAUGAGCCUAAUUGAUGCAGAAGAGGCUGUAGAGCAAGCACAUGAAACUGCCCCCAUGGUUCAACAAAGUACAGAUGGUGUUUUGCCAGCAGAAAGUCACAUUCACUCAGAAGCCGUGGAUAGGGAAGAGGAGGCAAUAAUGCCACAGGAUGUCGAGGCAAAGUCACCUUCAAAAAAAUUACCUGAACCAAGCACUAUUGCAUCUUCUACUAAUGAUCUUGAAGAGGAAGAGGGAGACACCUGUACGAUAUGUUUUGAACCAUGGACAAAUGCAGGUGACCACCGCCUCUCAGCUCUACGUUGUGGACAUCUUUUUGGCUUCAAUUGCAUUGACCGUUGGCUUCGGGGUCAAGGUGGCAAGUGUCCACAGUGCAAUAAGAAGGCAAAACGUUCAGAUAUUGUGCUUCUGUAUGCUCGUUCCCUGAAGGCCCUUGACACCAGUGAUCAGGAAAAAAUGAAAAGUACUCUUCAGCAUGAGCAGACCCUACGGAGGAAGGCAGAGUUAGAGUCUGCACAGUGCCGUUUACAGCUCCAAGUCUUAACGGAUGAAUGUGGAAGAUUGCGCAAGGAGUUACAGGAAUUAAAGACAUUGAUGUCGCAACAAGGAGGCAGCACUUCCCAUUCAUCAGGAUCUGUUCCUGGCUGUAGCCUCUUGCAUAGUUCUAGCCAAGCCCAAGGAAGACGUUAUAGCUUUUCUAAAGCUGUGUUAGUGUCUCAGACUGGUAACUGUCGGGUUUUGGCCUACUGUGAACCCUUGAGCUGUCUUUUGGCAUCUCAGCCGUCCCCACAAGCAACACUUAUACCAGGAUGCGGUGUUAAGAAGAUAAGUGCUGUCAAUAUGAAGUCUUGCCAGUAUGUGCCUAUCCACACAAAGCAGAUUCGUGGUUUAUCUUUCAAUAAUCAAAUGGACAGCUUAAUGCUCUCUGCAGCAUUGGACAACACCAUCAAAUUGACCAGUCUUCUCACCAAUACAGUGGUGCAGACCUAUAACACUGGACGUCCAGUUUGGAGCUGCUGCUGGUGCCUUGAUGAUCCCAAUUACGUCUAUGCUGGUCUGAGUAAUGGUUCCAUCUUGGUAUAUGACACUCGAGACACCAGUACAUAUGUCCAUGAGUUGGCAUCCCUUGGGUCCAGAUGUCCUGUGGUUUCCCUGUCUUAUUUACCCCGUGCUGCUUCUGCUGCAUUCCCUUAUGGUGGUCUAAUAGCUGGCACGCUGGAAGGGGGGUGCUUUUGGGAAAUGAAAGGUGGAAUAUCUUACAGACCACACCAUCUUCCUUUGGAACCAGGUGGCUGCACAGACAUACAGGUUGAUGCAAGUAGUCGGCACUGCCUUGUGACUUACAGGCCAGGUAAGUCAAGUCUCUUCUUACGAUGUGUGUUAAUGGAGCUCAACCGAGUUGUACAGCAAGAUUCCCUUGAUGACCCUGCGUGUACAUGCCAGCCCAUUCAAACAUUCAAUGCUGGCUCUUGUUGUAAGCUGCUGACCAAGAAUGCCCUCUUUGAAAGCCCAGCGAAAGAUGGUAGCAUGUUGGUGUGUGCAGGAGAUGAAGCAUCAAACUCGGCAAUGGUGUGGGAUGCUGGCAGUGGAACUUUGCUUCAAAAGCUGCAAGCUGAUCAACCCGUAUUGGAUAUUUGCCCAUUGGAAAUAAAUCAGACUCAUUUUUUAGCUGCUUUAACUGAGAAAAUGGUGAAAGUGUACAAAUGGGAGUGACGGGUGGUGAGAGGACCUACAGAACUACUUCACAAUGUUACUUGGUCUCCAUGGUUCAGUGUGGCUGAGAAGACAAUAACCACAUGUACAUACUUCCUGCUAAUUUGGAAAUCUUAUGGCUUAUUUAAGAGCUUAAACCGUAUUUCCCAAAGAUGUUUCCCUUGAAAAUGUUUAAAUGCAGCAAUACAUCUUCGUAAACCACCACAUUCCCAACGAAUCAUUUUAGUAAUCUGGUUUACUCUGCAUUUCUGUCAGGUUAGUUUCUUCUGUCUGGUUUGUUAUAAACUGAAUUAAGUAAACUAUUUUGUCUGCAUGUGAAAUGCUUAGGAAGAAUAACAUUGUUUUCUUUCCAAAAAUAAAAAAAACUGCUGGAUUUUU